This is a messenger RNA of Rhinopithecus roxellana (golden snub-nosed monkey), 7058 nucleotides long. It is a transcript of the gene ADNP, whose product is annotated as activity dependent neuroprotector homeobox. The transcript is spliced from 5 exons. NCBI's taxonomy places the organism in Eukaryota, Metazoa, Chordata, Mammalia, Primates, Cercopithecidae. Gene Ontology annotation, cellular component: nucleus. The coding region runs from base 1373 to 4684 and encodes 1103 amino acids. Gene Ontology annotation, biological process: regulation of gene expression. Gene Ontology annotation, molecular function: DNA binding. The record is from RefSeq and is a predicted model, not a curated record.
CGAGGCCCUCACACCUCAUUUAAGGAAGGAGGCGUCAGGGGCGACCGGCCAGGUGUCCCGGCGCCUUCCCGCCGCUUCUCAGCCGUGGAAGCGCGGGCAUCUGAGCACGUGGAGCCGCCCCAGGCCGCCCCGCACACCCCUCCCGCCAGAUGUAGUCCAGGCCCAGCUGGGCCCGCGCAGGGAUCCCCAGCACGGCCACCUGACUGAGUGCUGGGCGUGCUGCGGCCCGCUGCUUCUGCCUCCGCAGCCGGCGCUGCGGCCAGAGGAAGGCGCCCGCCAAGCACACGGGCCCCGGGAGCGCACUGCGGCCAUUAUCCGCGGCGCCUCCUAGUGGGUCAAUGGCAAAUCCGCCUGGUUCUCGCGAGAGCUCCCCCCUUCAGUGGGGAUUAUAUAAUUUCCCUCAGGCGGGGGUGGGGGUGCUGAGAGCACCCUCCCUCAGGAAAAGUUAGGUGCAAACACAGGUGGGAGUGAGAGGAACCCCCCCUGGGGAAAAAGGGGUUAGGGGUGCUGUCUCCACUGCCCCCCCUACUUAGCUGGACAAUGAGUCCUCUUAUGCUAAUGAGGCACUUACGUCACUUCCGCUCUUUCUCGGCCGCCAUUUUGGCUAGGGCAGGUUCGGGGACUCGGUCCGAGGCGCUUGUAUUGUCUGCUGAGGGGAGACGCGGGAUCAGCCCCCUCCCCCGCCCGUUGCCGCCGCCGCCUCCGCCGGCCCGGUCUCCCCUCCGCCGCCCGCCGGGAUCCAUGAGCUGAACUCCCGCCCCCCCGGCCGCCGCCAUCUUGUGCCCCCUCCCCCUCCCGCAGGCAGCGCUAAGGGGGAUUUUGGCGUCUUCUCAGACACAGCUCCCUCUCUCGGUCCCCGCUGCUGAGGAGCGAGAGGAGCGCGGCCGCCGCCGCCCGCGCCGGUGAAGCCGCCUCUCCCACACCCUCCGUCUCCUCCCUCCGCCCCUCCUUUGUCUGCACCGCUCGACGACGCCGCCGCCGCCCGCCGCUCUGCUGCGCCCGCCGCGCCCCCCGGCAGCACCCGCGGCCGCGGCGCGAGCCGGAGUCCGCCGAGCCGGAGCGCGACGAGGCCCCGGGCGCGCCCUCCCCGCUGUCGCCACCGCUGUGCCGCCGCCAUCCGCCCGCCGCCGCCGCCGCCGCCGUCCGGCCCCCGAGCACGCCGGCCCCGCGCGCGCCUCGAGGCCGAGUCAAGGUGUGAGAUGCACAAUGCGAAACCUAGGCCCCAGCUUUUACACCAUGAUGCGCAGGGUUGUACUUUUUGUACUGAACUGAUAGGUGGCCUAGUGGUUAUGCCCUGUACUACCAUUUUGAGGAUCUGGACUCCGUUUCCUGCCUUGCUCUUUGGACCACAUUGUCAAUUCACACCGAAACUAUGUUCCAACUUCCUGUCAACAAUCUUGGCAGUUUAAGAAAAGCCCGGAAAACUGUGAAAAAAAUACUUAGUGACAUUGGGUUGGAAUACUGUAAAGAACAUAUAGAAGAUUUUAAACAAUUUGAACCUAAUGACUUUUAUUUGAAAAACACUACAUGGGAGGAUGUAGGCCUGUGGGAUCCUUCACUUACGAAAAACCAGGACUAUCGGACAAAACCUUUCUGCUGCAGCGCUUGUCCAUUUUCCUCAAAAUUCUUCUCUGCCUACAAAAGUCAUUUCCGAAAUGUCCAUAGUGAAGACUUUGAAAAUAGGAUUCUCCUUAAUUGCCCCUACUGUACCUUCAAUGCAGACAAAAAGACUUUGGAAACACACAUUAAAAUAUUCCAUGCUCCAAACGCCAGCGCACCAAGUAGCAGCCUCAGCACUUUCAAAGAUAAAAACAAAAAUGAUGGCCUUAAACCUAAGCAGGCUGACAGUGUAGAGCAAGCUGUUUAUUACUGUAAGAAGUGCACUUACCGAGAUCCUCUUUACGAAAUAGUUAGGAAGCACAUUUACAGGGAACAUUUUCAGCAUGUGGCAGCACCUUACAUAGCAAAGGCAGGAGAAAAAUCACUCAAUGGGGCAGUCCCCUUAGGCUCAAAUGCCCGAGAAGAGAGUAGUAUUCACUGCAAGCGAUGCCUUUUCAUGCCAAAGUCCUAUGAAGCUUUGGUACAGCAUGUCAUUGAAGACCAUGAACGUAUAGGCUAUCAGGUCACUGCCAUGAUUGGGCACACAAAUGUAGUGGUUCCCCGAUCCAAACCCUUGAUGCUAAUUGCUCCCAAACCUCAAGACAAGAAGAGCAUGGGACUUCCACCAAGAAUCGGUUCCCUUGCUUCUGGAAAUGUCCGGUCUUUACCAUCACAGCAGAUGGUGAAUAGACUCUCAAUACCAAAGCCUAACUUAAAUUCUACAGGAGUCAACAUGAUGUCCAGUGUUCACCUGCAGCAGAACAACUAUGGAGUCAAAUCUGUAGGCCAGGGUUACAGUGUUGGUCAGUCAAUGAGACUGGGUCUAGGUGGCAAUGCACCAGUUUCUAUUCCUCAACAAUCUCAGUCUGUAAAGCAGUUACUUCCAAGUGGAAAUGGAAGGUCUUAUGGGCUUGGGUCAGAGCAGAGGUCCCAGGCACCAGCAAGAUACUCACUGCAGUCUGCUAAUGCCUCUUCUCUCUCAUCGGGCCAGUUAAAGUCUCCUUCCCUCUCCCAGUCACAGGCAUCCAGAGUGUUAGGUCAGUCCAGUUCCAAACCUGCUGCAGCUGCCACAGGCCCUCCCCCAGGUAACACUUCCUCAACUCAAAAGUGGAAAAUAUGUACAAUCUGUAAUGAGCUUUUUCCUGAAAAUGUCUAUAGUGUGCACUUCGAAAAAGAACAUAAAGCUGAGAAAGUCCCAGCAGUAGCCAACUACAUUAUGAAGAUACACAAUUUUACUAGCAAAUGCCUCUACUGUAAUCGCUAUUUGCCCACAGAUACUCUCCUCAACCAUAUGUUAAUUCAUGGUCUGUCUUGUCCAUAUUGCCGUUCAACUUUCAAUGAUGUGGAGAAGAUGGCCGCGCACAUGCGGAUGGUUCACAUUGAUGAAGAGAUGGGACCUAAAACAGAUUCUACUUUGAGCUUUGAUUUGACAUUGCAGCAGGGUAGUCACACUAACAUCCAUCUCCUGGUGACCACAUACAAUCUGAGGGAUGCCCCAGCUGAAUCUGUUGCUUACCAUGCCCAAAAUAACCCUCCGGUUCCUCCAAAGCCACAGCCAAAAGUUCAGGAAAAGGCAGAUAUCCCUGUUAAAAGUUCACCUCAAGCUGCAGUGCCCUAUAAAAAAGAUGUUGGGAAAACCCUUUGUCCUCUUUGCUUUUCAAUCCUAAAAGGACCCAUAUCUGAUGCACUUGCACAUCACUUACGAGAGAGGCACCAGGUUAUUCAGACGGUUCAUCCAGUUGAGAAAAAGCUCACCUACAAGUGUAUCCAUUGCCUUGGUGUGUAUACCAGCAACAUGACCGCCUCGACUAUCACUCUGCAUCUAGUUCACUGCAGGGGUGUUGGAAAGACCCAAAAUGGCCAGGAUAAGACAAAUGCACCCUCUCGGCUUAAUCAGUCUCCAAGCCUGGCACCUGUGAAGCGCACUUAUGAGCAAAUGGAAUUUCCCUUACUGAAAAAACGAAAAUUAGAUGAUGAUAGUGAUUCACCCAGCUUCUUUGAAGAGAAGCCUGAAGAGCCUGUUGUUUUAGCUUUAGACCCCAAGGGUCAUGAAGAUGAUUCCUAUGAAGCCAGGAAAAGCUUUCUAACAAAGUAUUUCAACAAACAGCCCUAUCCCACCAGGAGAGAAAUUGAGAAGCUAGCAGCCAGUUUAUGGUUAUGGAAGAGUGACAUUGCUUCCCAUUUUAGUAACAAAAGGAAGAAAUGUGUCCGUGAUUGUGAAAAGUACAAGCCUGGCGUGUUGCUGGGGUUUAACAUGAAAGAAUUAAAUAAAGUCAAGCAUGAGAUGGAUUUUGAUGCUGAGUGGCUAUUUGAAAAUCAUGAUGAGAAGGAUUCCAGAGUCAAUGCUAGUAAGACUGCUGACAAAAAGCUUAACCUUGGGAAAGAAGAUGACAGUUCCUCAGACAGUUUUGAAAAUUUGGAAGAAGAAUCCAAUGAAAGUGGUAGCCCUUUUGACCCUGUUUUUGAAGUUGAGCCUAAAAUCUCUAACAGUAACCCAGAGGAACAUGUACUGAAGGUAAUUCCUGAGGAUGCUUUAGAAUCUGAGGAGAAGCUAGACCAAAAAGAGGAGGAUGGUUCAAAAUACGAAACUAUUCAUUUGACUGAGGAACCAACCAAACUAAUGCACAAUGCUUCUGAUAGUGAGGUUGACCAAGACGAUGUUGUUGAGUGGAAAGACGGAGCUUCUCCAUCUGAGAGUGGGCCUGGAUCCCAACAAGUGUCAGACUUUGAGGACAAUACCUGUGAAAUGAAACCAGGAACCUGGUCUGAUGAGUCUUCCCAAAGUGAAGAUGCAAGGAGCAGUAAGCCAGCUGCCAAAAAAAAGGCUACCAUGCAAGGUGACAGAGAGCAGUUGAAAUGGAAGAAUAGUUCCUAUGGAAAAGUUGAAGGAUUUUGGUCUAAGGACCAGUCACAGUGGAAGAAUGCAGCUGAGAAUGAUGAGCGCUUAUCUAACCCCCAGAUUGAGUGGCAGAAUAGCACAAUUGACAGUGAGGAUGGGGAACAGUUUGACAACAUGACUGACGGAGUAGCUGAGCCCAUGCAUGGCAGCUUAGCCGGAGUUAAACUGAGCAGCCAACAGGCCUAAGUGCCAGGUUCCUUGGCGUUGGUGACAUGCUGCAGCCUGGAACUCUGAUCUCCAUUCAGUGUGACUGCAAAGCUGUCUUCUCACUGGUACUGCCUUGUGAGUACUGGUUGGACCGGGGGGCAUGUGGCCGCUGCAGUUCCAGUGGUUAUUUCUAAGUCUAUGACACGACAGGCUGAUCUUGCUUCAGAACCUUCUCUGACAGACACGGUAACUAAAUGUGAAAAACCAAUAAGCUGGUGGCUCAUGAAUACAUACGAGGAAAAGCAGAGGUUUAUUUUAUCUGCCUUUUCAACAUUUCUUUCCCUCUGUGAAAUGAUUGGUCAGAUGUCUUUGAGAAGCGUUAACCUAAUUCACAUGGUAGUGUAGGGCCAACAUACAAGCUACCAGUCUAAUGUGUAUAGUAGACUUUGGGAAAAGCGAUUUUUUUUCAUGUAUUCAUUCUGAAUAGUUGAAAUGUAUAUUUGUACAGUCUUUUAGACCUAUUCAAGUGAUGCUCAUGAUACUGUUAUUGUGUGCCCAUUAUAGAUUUCUUUUUUUAGUGUUGCCCUUGCUGUGUAAUAAACGCUAUAUCUAGUUUACCUAGCAAAAGCUCAAAACUGCGCUAGUAUGGACUUUUGGACAGACUUAGUUUUUGCACAUAACCUUGUACAAUCUUGCAACAGAGGCCAGCCACGUAAGAUAUAUAUCUGGACUCUCUUGUAUUAUAGGAUUUUUCUUGUUCUGAAUAUCCUUGACAUUACAGCUGUCAAAAACAAAAACUGGUAUUUCAGAUCUGUUUUCUGAAAUCUUUUAAGCUAAAAUCACAUGCAAGAAUUGACUUUGCAGCUACUAAUUUUGACACCUUUUAGAUCUGUAUAAAAGUGUGUUGUGUUGAAGCAGCAAACCAAUGAGUGCUGCAUUUUGGAUAUUUAGUUUUAUCUUUAGUUCAACACCAUCAUGGUGCAUUCAUUUAUACCAUCUAAUAUAUGACACACUGUUGUAGUAUGUAUAAUUUUGUGAUCUUUAUUUCCCUUUGUAUUCAUUUUAAGCAUCUAAAUAAAUUGCUGUAUUGUGCUUAAUGUAAAUAUUUGCUUUAUUACCCAUGACAGUCCUGUGUGUCCAUUAUAUCUUUUGCCAUUUAAUGCCAUAACUCUUUCAUCAGAGAUGGCAGCCACAGUCACAGAGGAAACUUGUGGAAAACCCAAGAUCUGUCGUCUGCAUAAAGAAUGCUUUCUCUUGAGGCACCUGGUACAAAAUCUGUUUUGCGUUUUUUUUUGUUUUGUUUUGUUUUGUUUUGUUUUUCUCUUUUAACUGAAAAAUAGACACCCUGGAGUUUUUCAGUUCACCUUUUGUUAAGGAGCAGAGCCUGGAUAUAUAUGUAAAUGUCUCAGUGAUUUAAAAAAAAAAACAAAUGUAAACAUGGAUUGGCAUUAAUUUGCAAGCAGAAUCUUAAUAGCCUGAUGGGUUGUUUGUUUGUUUUUUUUCCUUGUAGAUGAAGUUCAGUGUUCGUUUUCACCUCACACUGGGAACAGUUGUAGUGCAGGCAGCUCUGCCUCUGUACCACUCUUGGCCAUCUUGCUAUUAAGGGAAAGGCUUUGAAGAGCACACACUUACAGGGCUGUAAAGAUGGAAGGAGCUGGUAUUUUUACCAUGCGUAGAUUCCCAAGAGCAACUUGUACUAAAAAGCAGAAGGUUACAAGGAAGCAGAAUUAGGCCAGCAUUUCCAGCAAUGAAAACGAUGGGAUGCUGCAGUCCAUGAGGAGGCUGGUCAGUCACCUGUCAAGGAUACUGGUGUAAAGAAGUCUGAAGUGGCUGAUGUCCAUAACUUCUGAGUCCCUUUCCAAAAGACUCUUGUUAAUGCUGUUACCAGAGAGUAGAGAUUUGACCAGCCUCUCCCUAAAAUGUUAAGCUUCUCAACAACAGUACAGGAACAAGUGCAAGAAUAGAUUAGAACCUUUAAGGAAUUUGGGGCUGGAACGGAGCUACGUUACAUCUGUUGUUAUACAGGUAGAUUAUAAAUUCUACAUGCGCCAGCCAAAACUUAGGACAGGAUGUCCCCAAAUUAAGAUGCUGUAGAUUACCAAAUCAGAAAUACCAGCUGGAUUUAGGCCAGCUCACGUUUAUUUGGAAGUUACCCUCCCUGGUUAACAGGCUUCUGAGUUGUACGUGGAGGACUAAUGAGACUCGUACAAGACACCACAGGGCUUGGGGUCCAGGUCCCAGUUGGCUUUCGGAGUAGAGACAGAUCAGUGUGUUUCCUCAUUAAGGUGGUGGGAGUGUGCCUUUUGGCAUUCAGAAAAGGGUUUAGCCACCCUAAGAGUUGGAAAUAAAGAUUCCCAACUGGAAAUGUUGCAGAAUCCCUAAAAGUGUCUCAAUAAAAGCCAUUUUAAAAGAA